Melanaphis sacchari is the source of this 366-nucleotide messenger RNA. Its product is annotated as E3 ubiquitin-protein ligase ZNRF2-like. Gene Ontology annotation, molecular function: DNA binding. Gene Ontology annotation, biological process: DNA repair. The transcript has 2 exons. The record is from RefSeq and is a predicted model, not a curated record. Lineage: Eukaryota; Metazoa; Arthropoda; Insecta; Hemiptera; Aphididae. Bases 1 to 366 code for a protein of 121 amino acids.
AUGAAUCAAAGAAGAAGCAAUAAUCCAAGUAAAAAAUGGUUUAUGUAUUUAUAUCGUAAACUUAAAAUCUGUAAAAAGCGCCGAAAAGAAAAUUGUCCAAUAUGUCAGAAAAUCAUUUCAAAUAGUUCAUUGUAUCAUUUUAACAUACAUGUAGAACAAUGUUUAAAUAUGUCUGAAUUGCGAACUAAGAUGUACAACGAAGACGUGGCAAAUAUAGAUAGAGAUGUUGAAUGUGCAAUUUGUCUGGAAAAUAUGGAAUCUGGACAAAGAAUAGCUCGACUUCAGUGUUUAUGUAUAUACCAUAAGGCUUGCAUAGAUUUAUGGUUAAAUAAAAAUAUAUGGUGCCCAAAUCAUCCACCUCUAUAA